Cyclospora cayetanensis is the source of this 900-nucleotide messenger RNA. RefSeq lists its product as uncharacterized. The coding region runs from base 1 to 900 and encodes 299 amino acids. The record is from RefSeq and is a predicted model, not a curated record. Lineage: Eukaryota; Apicomplexa; Conoidasida; Eucoccidiorida; Eimeriidae. The transcript has 4 exons.
AUGGGAAAUCUUUUGGACAGUGCUUGUUUAGAGGAAGGUGGCUUGUGCAUAUGCCUUCGGCAACAGCCGGAAGAGGGAUCCAUUGAUGUAACUAGAGAAGAAGCAGGAGGAACGCCUUAUCAGCGCCACACCGAGGCGGCAAAAGCGGCUGCAAGGCCUCACAGGCUCAGCAGUAGCAAAGGCACUACAGCGUCAAAGGCGAAAAGCGAACGAACGCCUAAGCGAAGCCCACCUACAGCGGCCCCUCCUGCUGCUUCCAAUAUGGAAACCACUAGGGCACUUGACAGUCAAGCAGCAGCAGCAACGGAACCCUCUAUAUCAGCGCAACGAGCAGAAGCAGAUGCUUCAGCGGCACCGACACUACCAGCGGCAGCUCCUGCAGCAAAUGAAUCGCCAUCAGAGGCCAAGGAUGAGGCAAAAUGGGUUGCUGGUUCUCUCAGCCCGCCUCUGGACAAGGAAUUGCUGCAGCAAAUUUUGGAUCAUCCCCAUCGAGUUCACACGUUACUGCUGCAAUCUAUUUUCAAGAAAUGGGACCCUCAAGGCACUGCCUUGACAUGUUCUAAUUUCAUUUCGCUAGUGGAGGACUGUCAGCGAAAUCAGGAGGCCGUUGCAGAAGUCUUCAUGGGCCUCCAGCCUCAGGAGGGGCCUGAGAGGGAGCUAACUGCCGAGCUUCCUGAUGCGCGCGCCGCUCUGCGCCAAAUGUGCGAGACGAACUUUGGGGGAGCCUGGCUGGGGGAGGAAGCCAUCGAGUUCCUCUUGGAUGGACUAAUUAGGAAUAGCGAAGGAGUUAUCCUCCGAUCGCCACUCCCCGGAACAGCAGAACCGCGAACCGCAAUGCAAGUGAAAAAAACAAAGCGAGUGGAAGCUCAUAAAGAGAAAUAUGAGGGAAGCACUGGCUAA